AUGCCACCGCUUCGUCUUGGCUCCAAACCCAAGGAGAUCCCCCAAGAACGAUCCCCCCCUGAGAACGAUCCCGAGAACGAUCCCCCCCCGAGCUUCUGGGAUGAAACGGAGCAGGAGGAACUCUCCCCGUCGGGGAGGGAACGUCCCUCCCACUAUGUGCAACGAUAUCUGAGCAGCUUCAGGAAGUUGUUGUUUACCAGCAGCGAGACGCCCUGCGUUAAAAGGCCGGUGGACCUGAGCUGCUGGUCCAAAGCAGCUAUGGGGAAAGGCUCCCAGAAACUUCCUUCAGAUCAAGAAGAAACCUUGAAAACCAGCGACGACAUUGAGAAAAAUUCCAAAUGGGAGACCAACAUCAGGAAGUCAGACUGGAGAAGAUCCGUCUCCUCGCAGGUUUUCGUCCCCAUGUGCGUUGUGUUGGUGGUCCUCAUCCUCAUCCUGCUGGUGGCUUUGACGGCGGUCCUUUCAAGGUCCCGUUCGCUUCACCCGGACUUCUCCCACGUCUGCCCGGAUGGCUGGCUGGGUUUCCAAGGGAAAUGUUAUUAUUUUUCCAACGUGGAGAGCAACUGGGCCAGCAGUCAGGAGAACUGCACCGGUCUGGGAGCUUCACUGGCCACCAUAACCACCGUGGAGGAACUGAUCUUCAUCAAGCGCUACAAAGGCGAAGCAAACCAUUGGUUCGGGCUGCGGAAGGAGGGCGACCAAUGGCAGUGGGCCAACGGCACCGCCUUGAACAGCUGGUUAGAGGUGUCGGGUGGUGGACCUUGCGCCUACCUCAACCAGGAAAAGAUCAGCUCCUCCAUGUGCCACACCAAGAAGAACUGGCUCUGCAGCCGCCCGGACAACUACGUCCUCUGGAAGCAAAAAGCAUAUCAAAAAUAA
This is a messenger RNA of Pterocles gutturalis (yellow-throated sandgrouse), 879 nucleotides long. Its product is annotated as C-type lectin domain family 2 member E-like. The transcript is spliced from 6 exons. Lineage: Eukaryota; Metazoa; Chordata; Aves; Pterocliformes; Pteroclidae. The coding region runs from base 1 to 879 and encodes 292 amino acids. The record is from RefSeq and is a predicted model, not a curated record.